UCCGGCGGCCCCGCCCCGGCCCAGGUGAGCGGCUCCGCCCCGGCCCAGAUCAUAAGAACAGUAAGUGUGUCCCAAAGAAGAACAUCUUUCAAGAAAUACAGUCAUUGGGGGUGAUACUAGAUCCACAAUGGAGGUUCCCCCAGCAUCCAAGCUUGGUGAGACCUUUGUGUUUGAAGAUGGGUUAGAGAUGCAACAAGAACUUUUCCCAGACGAGGACCUAGGGGACUCAUUUCUUCAGGAAAGGGGUUUAGAGCAAAUGGCAGUUAUCUAUAAGGAGAUCCCUCUUGGGGAGCCAAAUGAGGAACAUGAUGAUUAUGAGGGGAAUUUUAGUCUGUGCUCAAGCCCUGAUCAGCAUCAGAGUAUCCCCCAAGUAAACAAACCCCAGGAUGAUGACAUAUUUGGCCAAACCUUCCUCCAGAAAUCAGACCUCAGUAUGUGUCAGUUAAUCCAUGAUGGAGAAGAACCCAGCAAACACGACUAUGAGCUAGUGGGCAGGGGGGACUCGGUACCUAAUGAACCUCACAGAACUGCACAACCACCAAAACCCUAUGCGUGUCGGGAAUGUGGGAAGGCCUUCAGCCAGAGCUCACACCUUCUUAGGCACCUGGUGAUCCACACUGGGGAGAAGCCCUAUGAGUGCUGUGAGUGUGGGAAGGCCUUCAGCCAGAGCUCGCACCUUCUCAGACAUCAGAUAAUCCACACCGGGGAAAAGCCCUAUGAAUGCCCAGAAUGUGGAAAAGCCUUUCGCCAGAGCUCAGCCCUCACACAACAUCAGAAAACCCACACUGGGAAGAGACCGUAUGAAUGUAGGGAAUGCGGGAAAGAUUUCAGUCGGAGCUCAAGUCUGAGAAAACAUGAGAGAAUUCAUACUGGAGAAAAACCUUAUCAGUGUAAGGAAUGUGGGAAAUCCUUCAACCAGAGCUCAGGCCUGAGCCAGCAUCGGAAAAUCCACACCCUAAAGAAACCUCACCAAUGCGAUCUCUGCGGAAAGGCCUUUUGUCACAGGUCCCACCUCAUUCGGCACCAGAGGAUUCACACUGGGAAGAAACCCUACAAAUGUGAAGAGUGUGGGAAGGCCUUCAGCCAGAGCUCCAACCUCAUCGAGCAUCGGAAGACCCACACCGGUGAGAAACCCUACAAAUGCCAUAAGUGUGGGAAAGCCUUCAGCCAGAGUUCCUCCCUCAUUGAGCACCAGCGGAUUCACACUGGGGAGAAGCCUUACGAGUGCGGCCAGUGCGGCAAGGCCUUCUGCCACAGCUCCGCACUGAUUCAGCACCAGAGAAUCCACACCGGGAAGAAACCCUACACGUGCAAUGAGUGUGGCAAAGCCUUCCGGCACAGGUCGGCCCUUAUUGAACAUUAUAAAACCCACACCAGAGAGAAACCCUAUGAGUGUAACAAAUGUGGCAAGUCCUUCAGGGGAAGCUCACACCUUAUUCGGCAUCAGAAAAUCCAUGCUGGGGAGAAGCUCUAA
This is a messenger RNA of Eptesicus fuscus (big brown bat), 1474 nucleotides long. It is a transcript of the gene ZNF70, whose product is annotated as zinc finger protein 70. The coding region runs from base 128 to 1474 and encodes 448 amino acids. The record is from RefSeq and is a predicted model, not a curated record. Gene Ontology annotation, biological process: regulation of cytokine production; regulation of immune system process; negative regulation of transcription by RNA polymerase II. NCBI's taxonomy places the organism in Eukaryota, Metazoa, Chordata, Mammalia, Chiroptera, Vespertilionidae. The transcript is spliced from 2 exons.